AUGGCCGAGACGGUGAUUCGAAAAGCUUGUGAUCGCUGUCACGGUCAGAAACUCAGCUGCAAACGAUACAACGACGAACCGUGCGAGCGCUGCGUGAGACUCAAGACCGAGUGCAAGUCGAGUCCUUCUUUGAGAUAUAGGAAGAACCAGCAGCAACAUCAGCAGCAACUUGUGGAAAACAGUAACAAUAGCAACAACAACAACAACAACUCUUCUCAACCAGCACGCAACUCGACCUCGUCGACUGAACGCCGCUCGCCGAAGCGACGACGGACCGACAUCCAGGAAGAUGCGAGUCUUGUCUCACCCGACACGGGUACGUGCCCUCUUUCCUUUCUCUUCUCUCCAUCAUAUUGCCCAGUCUCUGUCUCUGUCUUGGAUCCAACCGACUCACUUCACUGCCGAGAGAGUCAUGUUCCUGUCUCACCCGAUCCCGUCGACAAUUCGAGUUCCAGCGUCGCCGACUUUGCCUUUACCUUUGACCAACAGCUGGCCUUUUUUACAAACAACCCUCAGUAUUUAUCUCAUCCCGAGUUCCCCAUCGACAAUCACCAUCAUCCUUCUGUCUUUUGGGAACAACCAGCAACGACAACUACCACCCCUACUCUUCUCCAACCUGAAGUGCCAGUAGUAGCACCUCCUUAUCAUCAUCACCAUCAUCAAGUUGCACCAGAGAGUGACGCUUUACAAGUGCCUGUGCCCCUGAACAGCGCUGGUGAAAGCUGUGCACCUGAGCACAGCAUCUCCUCUGACAAGCGCGCGUCACGACCGCGGCGCACAACAACAACAAAGCAGAGGCCUAGAACCAGACUCAGGCCGAGGCAGAUCACUCUCCGGCACGACGCUGACCUAUCGCCUCUGCAGCAACCCGAGGCUCCCCCGAUUCACUGGAUGGCGCAGUUGUCCGACAUCAACGCCCGGCUUCUGGACCUGGCGUCUGCUCUGCCUGCUCCCCAGGAUGAACCGUUCAUAGGACGUCCUGUUGACGAGAGGUUUAGGGGACAGGGCUUUCCCAUUGAGGACAUGUUCAAGCUGACCCGUCGAGUCGCCGACAUCCUCGAGAAGCCUCCCUCAAGUAACGAGAGCAACAAGACACAUCACUCCACCAUUGAUGGAAGUGACCCAGGCAACGCCAUGUUCAUCUUGUCGACGUACGUUCGACUCUUGGAUAUGUAUCAACGAGUGUUCAGCCUCGUACACACAGAGCUUAUAUCCCAGCCCGAUGCCAACACAACGUUUAGCUUCUGGAAACUACCCGACGUGACGGUCGGUUCGUUCGCCGUCGAGUCGUCACCCUUUCUUCAGAUGUCUCUCACGAUUCAACUGGCAGAGGAGUUUCUGUCUCGUCUGAGAGGCUCGACGGCGCGUUGGUCAGGGGCUGGUACGGCAUCUUCUAUGUUCUCGGGAGUUGUGGAUGUUUCUUUCCAGGCGUUUCGCGAUCGGGAGGAGGCUUUGGCGAAGCAUUUGGUUGAGUUGCGGAGCGAGAUAGAACCUUGGAUAGAUUCGUAA
Fusarium poae is the source of this 1509-nucleotide messenger RNA. RefSeq lists its product as uncharacterized. The transcript has 2 exons. The record is from RefSeq and is a predicted model, not a curated record. NCBI's taxonomy places the organism in Eukaryota, Fungi, Ascomycota, Sordariomycetes, Hypocreales, Nectriaceae. The coding region runs from base 1 to 1509 and encodes 502 amino acids. Gene Ontology annotation, molecular function: DNA-binding transcription factor activity, RNA polymerase II-specific; zinc ion binding. Gene Ontology annotation, biological process: regulation of DNA-templated transcription.